AUGCUGUACAAUGUUGCUGCUUGGCGCGCAUUUUUUGCGAUAAAGUUCCAUGCGAAAAAGAGGUCAGACCAGUGUUUAUCUUUUGCCUCCACCAACCAAACCAUGACCACAAAUUUGUUGAAUGUUCCAUUCAAGCUGUCUCGUCCGCUAAAUUUAGGUGAAGAAUUGAGCAAAACAAUAAGUGAACGGUUUUUCCAGCCUGCAUCCUCAUUCAAAUCUGACUUAUCAUACCUCACAACACUUCGCAAUGAGAUUACCGAUUUUAGCAUCAAUACCACUGCAACAGGAUCAAAAACAGAGCUUUCAGCCCACUUGGAUAAAUUCUACGAUUAUCUAUCUAUACUAACCACAGUUGAGCAGAAAUUCCCGCACGAUUGUGUUGAAUUUGCUUGGUUUAUCACCAUAUAUAAUUCACCUAUUGGCCCUAUAAAGUUGCGAUCCUUCAAGUAUGAGAAAUUGUGCAUUAUUUUCCAAAUUGGUGUUUGUUACUCCCACCUUGCCUUGAGAGAGUCUAGGAGUACGGAUGAAGGGCUCAAAAACUCGUGUCAGUAUUUCCAAAAUGCUGCUGGAUGUUUUUCAAAUAUACUUGAAAUCGUUUCAAAUGAACCGUAUAUUGAAAUUUCUGGAGAUCUCAAAUACCAGACGAUAUCUUGUCUUAAGGAGCUCAUGCUUGCAGAGGCUCAGGAAACUAUUUGGCAAAAGGCAAGAAACAAUGGAUCUACCAAGGACUCGGUUAUAGCGAGACUUUCAUUUCAGACAUCUAAGUACUAUGCAGAUGCAUUGAAAUUCGCCACGCUGUCGGAUUUUAUCAAGUUGGAAUGGGUCAAUCAUAUUGCUGUAAAGAGGUAUCACUUUUUGGCUGCUGCACAUUAUAGAAGCAGCAUAGUGGCAUUAAAUUCGUUUCAAUACGGUGAGCAAGUUGCACAUUUACGAGUUGCAUCAGAGGCUAUUGCUCAAGCAUUGAAACAUAAGAAAUAUGUGAGUGAUUACGUGGUUGAGGAUGCGACAGGGUUAGCUGAAACCAUACGUUCUGCUUAUAAAGUGGCAGAAAAAGACAAUGAUUUGAUCUAUUUAAAGAUUGUUCCAUCGAAUAGUGAGCUCAAGCCCAUAAAUGGAGUAUCAAUGGUAAAUGCAAAUGAAUCUGUGAUUGGUGAACAUAUACAACCAAAAGCAUUGUUCAAAGAUUUAUUACCAUAUGUUGUAGUCCACUCAGCGCAAGCAUUUAAAGAGAGAACCGAGGAGUACAUCAGAGUCAAAGUAUACGAGCCAAUUCAAAAUCUAAACUACUCGAUUGGCAAAUUCCUCAAUGAACGAAAUCUCCCUGCCAGUAUUGAUGCACUUCAGCAACCUGAAAACUUGCCCGAAAGUAUCCUCAAUCACUCUCGAGAAAUUAUGAACUUGGGUGGUUUACAAGUGAUUGAAACUUCACUUUUGGAGAUUCAUCGAUUAAGCAAUGAAUGUAACACACUUGUUGCUGAAUGUCAAAAUCGAAUCGAUUUGGAUAAGCGUGAAGAUCAAAUGUUGAAGGGAAAACAAGGAGGUCACGAGAUCAAGCGGAGCCGCUCCGAUCAAACUGCUGCAAAAUUGUCUGCCAAGAUUCAAAGGAUGAAGGAGUAUUUAGCAGAAGCGAAAAAGGGGGACGAUGUGGUGGUGAAGAGAUUUUUAGAAAUUAAAAGUAUUCUUGAAGUUUAUGUUGGUGGAUUCCGAUCUUUGAACAAAUUUGUCCCCAAUUCCAACUACAUUAAACUCGAUCAGCGGAUUGCGGAUGUAGUCACUGACUUGAGAAGUCAUAUUGACCAAUUACAAUCACUUGAGUCAGAACGACAGAAAUUUCUUCGUCAGAUUGAUGUCAAGAUCAAGAAUAAUGAUAUAUUAGCCAAGUUGGUUGACGCAUAUAAACUGAAUGACAAGGACAUGUAUGAUGAACAGGGACAUUUCAACUCAUCCAAGUUUGAACUUGUGUACGAAGACCAUUUGAAAUCAUUCAAUACUGACUUGUCAUUUUUUGACAAGACUAAAUCAGAUCAAGAAGAUCUUGAGCGAAAGAUUGACAACAUAAACAAUAGAUUUAUUCAUGAAUACAAGUCGAUUGUGACAUCAACACAACGGAAUAGACAAGAUGCGUUACAGAGUUUAGAUACCGCGCAUGUGAAGUAUAAUGAAAUCUUGUUCAAUUUAUCUGAAGGUUCGAAUUUCUAUAAUGAUUUUAUAACAAAGGGAUCCGCGGUGCUUCAUGAUUGCGAGGACUAUUUAAGCAAGAGAAGAUUAGAGAGUCGGGAAAUUGAGAUGCUGAUUAUGAAACGAGAGGAAGGAUUGGGUCAAUUUGAUGAAGGAGACAGAGCUCUGUCUCCACCGCCCGUCAUUUCCCUGAUUGCCGUGAAGUCGAAUGUUUGGGAUCCAAAAUCUGAUAUCAAGUUUGGUUAA
Molecule: messenger RNA, 2424 nt
Organism: Lodderomyces parapsilosis
Lineage: Eukaryota; Fungi; Ascomycota; Pichiomycetes; Serinales; Debaryomycetaceae
Gene: RIM20
Product: Rim20p
Exons: 1
Coding region: 1-2424 (807 amino acids)
Cellular component (GO): endosome
Molecular function (GO): protein binding
Source: RefSeq, a predicted model, not a curated record